AUGUCACGAGUACAUCCACAGGUACAAGUUAGGAGAUAUUCCACCUCGUCGGAAUCCUUCUAUUCUACAUCAGAGGCUGCAGGUCAAAUCAGCCAUGUACCAACAUCAGAGCAAAAUAUGCCUUCAUCUCCUGGUCGAGAACCCAUCAAUUUAAUUUCAAGUAUUACUUUUAAAGAGACUCAGACCAAUCCACUUGCUGAUCUUUAUGACUCAUCAUCUUCAACUGUUUCAGCAAGUGUUUUUCAUCCACGAAUAUCAUUUAGCUUUCGAACUUCUCUCCUUACCGCCAUGAUCAUCCUUACAUUAACUCCCGUACUGAUUUUGUUGAUUCUUUCCAUAUCCUUUUCUGUUUUUUCAUCGGUCAAUGUGGAAGAAGGUGUUGUGAUCGAGGCUUUAUCUCGAGCCGAUAGCUACGUCUCAGAUUUCUUGAAUGUCUGCAAAAGGCUCACCAAGAUUCAAAAACAGUUGAUUCUAGAUUAUUAUUAUACACAGCACGAUACCGAUGAUUACUUUCAUGGUCCUCAAAACUAUGCCAACAUGUUUAAAUCCCUCUCAUUGGUUCACAGACAUAAUAAGGAUGCCAUUUUCUUGGUAGAUUUCACUCCUACGAAUGGAGAAUAUUAUUAUGUGAAUACGGCAGCUUCUUUUAACAGUUCCUCUCUCGUCAUGGAUGAGAAGACAAGUGGUGCCAUGGAUCUUCGUUUGAAAAACUAUGAUGCCACUCAAGAAUUGUACAUGCUGACUCAUCCAGAUGAGAACACGACCAUUGCAACCUUGUACAAUCUUACCGACAAUGGAGUGCUUUCCAUGAAAGAAACGAAUUUGCCCUAUGACAAUUGGGAUCCUCGUGGCGAUGAGUAUUAUCAAUUGUCUCUUCGUUAUCCAUAUGCAUUGGUACCCAUCAAUGUUCAACUUCAAGGAUCCAAUAUUGAAGAGAAGGUUUAUGUAUGCUUUCAAGAAAAUCUCUAUUCCAAGCUGAAUUCAUCUGUGUAUUUGGGAGUCACGAGUGUGAAUGUUGUCAUUCGAGAGUUGGCAACCUUUGUAAAAUCAUUUCAAGUGUCUGCUAAUGGAUUUGCAGCAAUCAUGGAAAUUAGUGAAAACUUGGAAACUGGUGAAUUACGAAAGAGAUUGGUUGCUUACAAGGAUUAUAGUGUGUUGGUAUUGGGAGAUGAAGAAAAUGGGUUCAGAAUUCCCAAUGCUGAGGAGAUACCGAAUGUGUUUCUCAAGGAUAUUCUCAUUUCACAAAUUCCUUCUACAAAAGCUGAAAUUUUGGAAAAAAAGAGGAGAGUCAUGAGAUAUGUUUACAAUUCAAAUCUGUAUAUUCUCUCGUAUGACGUUGUGACUGCUUCUCUAAAUCUCAACAUGCAAUGGAUUGUUUUUAUAUCAGCUCCUGAAAUAGAUUUCAAUGGUAAUAUGGUACUUCUUGCAUGUCUCAACAUUGGUGUGAGUAUUAUGGCAGCCAUAGUCACUGUCAUCUUUGUCUUUUAUAUUUCCUCUGCCAUUUCAAAGCCAUUACUCUUUUUUGCCAAUGAAAGUAAGGCCAUUUCAAAGUUGGAAGUUCAGAAAGGAAAUGUGUGGAAAUCCAAAAUUAGAGAAAUUAAUGUCUUGUCUGAAGCUUUUAGCAAAAUGAAAACAACUCUAAGAUCAUUCUUGAGAUUUGUUCCAAAGCAAUUGAUUGUGGAAAUGGUUGAACGAGGAAUUGAUAUCAAAUUAGGAGGAGCAGAAUUCGAUAACAUCACAUUACUAUUCUCAGAUGUUGAAGAUUUCACAAAAUAUAGUGAACAAUUGGCUCCUAUCAUUCUCAUCAAGCAAUUAGGAGAAUACUUUCAUGUCAUGACUGAAGAAAUCAUUAACACUGGUGGUACAUUGGAUAAGUAUAUAGGUGAUGCUGUGAUGGCAUUCUGGGGAGCUCCUUCAUAUCUUGAAGAUAGUCAGCUACGAGCUUGCACUGCAGCAUUUAAAUGUCAAAUUCGAAUGAAAGCUCUCAGAGAGAAGUGGCAAGAAAAAGGGAGAGCUCAAUUCAAGUGUAGAAUUGGUUUGCAUUCUGGUUCUUGUGUGAUUGGAAAUUUAGGAUCCAUUUGGAGGAUUCAAUAUACUGCCAUUGGUGAUAAUGUCAACUUGGCUUCUCGUUUAGAAUCUCUCAACAAGAGUUAUGCAACAGAAGUACUUGUGAGUGAAGUUGUUGCUUCCAAACCCGAUGUUCAGAAAGAAUUCAUUUUCAGAAAGAUUGAUACUGUUUCAGUGAAGGGUAAAAGCGUAGGAUGUACCGUGUAUGAACUCAUUUCCGAUCAGAAAUCGAGAUCCAAUUAUGAACACAGGAUCAAACUUGUUCAACCCUAUGAGGAUGCAUUGAAUGAAUAUUUAGCAGGACAGUUUACAAAAGCAUUAACUUCAUUUAAAACCAAAUGUGUUCCAUUAGAUCCAACGGAUAAGGCAACUCAAACCAUGAUGGAUCGAUGUGCCCAUUAUAUUGUAUCACCUCCAGACGUUUGGGAUGGAGUUCAUCGAAAUCAUGAAAAGUAA
Messenger RNA from Naegleria lovaniensis, 2523 nucleotides. RefSeq lists its product as uncharacterized. NCBI's taxonomy places the organism in Eukaryota, Heterolobosea, Eutetramitea, Acrasida, Naegleriidae. Bases 1 to 2523 code for a protein of 840 amino acids. The record is from RefSeq and is a predicted model, not a curated record. Gene Ontology annotation, biological process: intracellular signal transduction; cAMP biosynthetic process. The transcript has 5 exons.